CAAACAUGGAUCUGCACGUCUCAGUUUUUCUCCUGUUCAUUCUUUUCACUGCAGGACACUCUCUCAACUGUAAUCAGUGCCCAGGUGUGUCGAACCCUUGUGAAAAGAUACCGUGUCCUGAUGGACUUUCCAACUGCUUCGCUGCAACAGCAUAUGCCAGUGCUUUAGGUGUCAGUUCCUCUUUAGUGACAGUUAAAAGCUGUGCUCCGGCUGGCUGUCCAAGUGGAUCCAUCAACCUCGGCAUUAUAAAACUGUCUUCUUACUGCUGUGGCACAGACUUUUGCAAUGCCCAAGAUUCUCCAGAUCCCAGCACUAACGCUCCAAAUGGAAAGACGUGUUAUUCUUGUAAUGGAACGAGCUGCUCAAACAUAAUGAUCUGUUCAGGGAGUGAAGACCGCUGCUUUAAAGCAACAACAACUUUCGGAGGCCAGUCAGUGGGUGUGAAAGGCUGUGUAUCUAAAGCCAUUUGUGAUGCCACAUCUUUGAUUCCUAAUGUUCAGGGCAUCACGUGUUGUUCAGGGAACCUGUGUAACGGUGCUCAGAGCGUCACUCAGAGCUUCCUGUUCCUCUGCUGUUCUCUGCUCUCCUUCAUCCUGCUGCACUGAAUCCAGCAGAUCUACACAUUCUGCAGCUGCA
Messenger RNA from Carassius auratus (goldfish), 636 nucleotides. Its product is annotated as urokinase plasminogen activator surface receptor-like. Bases 6 to 605 code for a protein of 199 amino acids. The record is from RefSeq and is a predicted model, not a curated record. NCBI's taxonomy places the organism in Eukaryota, Metazoa, Chordata, Actinopteri, Cypriniformes, Cyprinidae. The transcript has 5 exons.